Messenger RNA from Gryllus bimaculatus (two-spotted cricket), 7220 nucleotides. Lineage: Eukaryota; Metazoa; Arthropoda; Insecta; Orthoptera; Gryllidae. The record is from the annotation of a GenBank genome assembly.
UGACGACUUCCGCUGAUAACAAGUCACAGAAUCAUAUGUGUCGUGAUGUGUGAGAAUGAGAACCGUUGUUUCUUCUCGUGAGAAAUAUAAUUGAGAAAUUGUUGUUUUGUCACUGUGUUUUUAAACACAAAAAAGCGUGUAGACUUUCUUAAAAUUGUGAUUUGUGAAUAUUUUUCAAUGAGUGGUGAUCUGGGCCGUUAAAGAGAAAUUGAACAUCUGUAUCUCGUCGAAAUGGCACAAUCAAGUGGUUACCCUAAUAGUGUACCACCUAUACCAGGAAGUAAUAAUUCUGGGGGCCCAAAUUUUAUUCUUAAUGGCCAGCCUCCACAGUGGGGAAAACCACCAAUGACUACAAUGAAACCAUCUAGACAGCCCAAUUAUCAGUCGUAUAUGAAUCAGUCAAACCCUGUGUCUUCUAAUGGUACUCCAUCUCAGCCAAGUCUCAGUAAUCCAGGUAGCCUCUCUUCACAUUCAUCUCGGGAUCCUUCUCCUAUUCCUUCCAAUUGUUCAGAUAGUAUGGCUCGAUCUCAAGACAAUGCACUCAAUCCUUAUCCACCAUCUCUUCAGCAUCAUUCUCCUCAUCAAAGAUUCAAUCCAAGUGUUUCCUCUAGUUCAAUGCCACAGAUGUCUAACAACCAGCAAAUAUUACAGCAAUCAUACCCCCAAAUGAAGCCUAAAAUUAAUCAGUCUGUAGGAGAAAAUAUGAGUGGACCAAUACCUUUGUUACCGAAACAGUACAAAGAUGGACAUGAGAUGACUGGUAUUAAUAGUCAGGGACAAAAAUUGAGCACAGGUUCAACAAUUUCUAGUGCUCAAUUCUCACAUAGUGGGACCAUAUCACCAUCUAGAAGCCUGCAAGGAAAUCAGAAAGCUUUUGGACCAACAAUAAGUCAGAACCAAAGUCAGCCAGUGACCAGAAGCAAUCAAAUAAUUACUAGUAGCAGUACAUCCCAAAAUAUGACCCAAAAUCAGCGACAUACAAAUACUUCUGUGGCCAAUGCCAGUAAUGUCAGUAGCAGUUCAUUUCAGAUGUAUUCACAACCUUUAGUUACAUCACAGCUUACAACAAAUGGACCACAUGGGGGUGUGACAAAUUGUGAUGUGCCAGGUGCUAGACAAACCAAUACAGUAACUGCUUCAAGGACAGAUAGUUCAUUCACAGGAACUCAGCAACGAUUAGGGCAAGAUGGGAAAGUUCAGAGUGGUCAAGAAGCUUAUGGUCAUCAAAAUAAUAUUAGUAAUCAAUAUUCACAGCAUCCAGCAACUUCAGCAGGUGUGACAAGUGGAUCACUUUCUUCAACCGUAGGAAGCAGUGUUCAAGGACAUGCUCAAACUUCUGUGUAUCCAUAUGCAUCAGGGAGUAACCAAAACUCGCAGUCACAGAUAUUACCACCUACUUCCUUAAAUAAAUUAGGUCAAGGAUCAAAUCCAUAUAUUUUCCAAGGAAGUGCUAACAAUUCAGCUGGGCAGUAUCCAGGAAUGCCUUCAUCACAAGUAAAAACGCCUACUAGUGUUCCUGCAUCAUUUGGUCCCACAAAACCUCAUUCUUUGGUGACCGCUAAUGCAUCUCAGAUACCUCCACCUCCUACAAAUGUUUCUGGACAAUAUCCUCCAGUCUCAGGUCAGAAUCCGAGGUAUCCUAAUCCCCCUAACAGCAGUGCUCCUGGUCAGUAUAUUAGUUCUCCUCCCUCAAAUCAAGUUCCAGGGCAACAACCACCUCCAGGGCCUCCUCUUCCAGGACUUCCUUCAGGACCACCUCCUUCUCAAGGUCAGCAAUUUCAGCAAGUAUCUAACCAGGCCCCUCAAUAUCCAUUGGGUGGAGUAUCUUCUGGUUACUCUUCUCAUGGUUUGCCUCCAACACAAACUGCAUAUCAGUCAUCAGUUCCACAAGAUGGACAACAACUUUCUAAGAGAUACCCACAGCCUAUAUAUCCUACUAGUCAGCCUGCUGAUGGCUUGGUUGCACCAAUGGGAAAUUUAUCAGUGACACGCCAAGGUUUCAACAAGUUGUGGGGUCUUGAAUAUUAUGAUUUACUUCAAACUAGAAAUAUUUUACCUCCUGAUCGUGUGGAGGCUCCAAAGGUGAAGUUACAUCAAGAAUUUUUAGAUAAUGUGAAUUGUAGUCCUGACAUAUUUCGUUGCACAUUAACCAAAAUACCUGAAUCUAAUUCACUUCUCCAAAAGUCUCGAUUACCUCUUGGAAUUCUCAUACAUCCUUUUAAGGAUCUUAAUCAUUUACCAGUUAUCCAAUGCAGCACAAUUGUCAGAUGCCGAGUGUGUCGUACUUACAUCCAUCCAUUUGUUUACUUUGUUGAUCACAAGCACUGGAAAUGUAAUCUCUGUUUCCGUGUUAAUGAACUUCCAGAGGAAUUCCAGUAUGAUCCUGUUAGUAAAACUUAUGGAGAUCCUACUCGUCGUCCUGAAGUGAAAUCUUCUACAAUUGAGUUUAUUGCUCCAUCAGAAUACAUGUUAAGACCACCCCAACCAGCUGUAUACUUAUUUGUGUUGGAUGUUUCUCAACUUGCUGUAGAAAGUGGAUAUCUGCAAAUAUUUUGUGAUGUUCUUCUGGAUGAAUUGGAUAGAUUACCAGGAGAUGGACGCACUCAGAUUGGAUUUAUUACAUUUGAUAGCAAUGUUCAUUUCUACAAUCUAGCAGAAGGUCUAAGUCAACCUCAGCAAAUGAUUGUUCUGGACACUGAUGAUGUAUUUUUACCAUGUCCAGACAACCUUUUGGUGAAUUUGGCUGAAAGUCGGGAAUUAGUUCGUGAUCUUCUGCAACAAUUACCACAAAAAUUCCAGUCAUCUUACGAUAACCAUUCUGCAUUAGGUGCUGCCCUUCAAGCAGCUUAUAAAUUGAUGGCACCGACUGGGGGUCGCAUUUCUGUAUUUCAAUCCUCUCUACCAACCACGGGUCCAGGCUCUUUGGUGGCACGUGAAGAUCCAAAUCAGCGUUCUGGAAAGGAUGCUCCACACUUGAAUCCUGCAACAGAUUUCUACAAGUUGCUUGCCUUGGAUUGCUCUGGACAGCAAGUUGCUGUUGAUCUUUUCCUCUUGAAUAGUCAAUAUUGUGAUUUAGCUACAACUAGUGGUGUUUCUCGUUUCUCUGGUGGUUGUAUAUAUCACUUCCCCUUGUUUAAAGCAUCCAAUGUUUUGCAAGCUGAAAGUUUUGAACGUGUUUUACGCCGUUACUUUUCCCGCAAGAUUGGCUUUGAAGCUGUCAUGAGAAUUCGUUGCAGCAGGGGUCUUGCCAUUCACACAUUCCAUGGCAACUUUUUUGUUCGUUCUACUGAUCUUCUCUCUCUUCCCAAUGUAAAUCCUGAUGCUGGAUUUGGUAUGCAAGUUUCAAUUGAAGAAAGCUUGUCAGAAGUACAGAAUGUAUGCUUUCAAGCAGCACUUUUGUAUACUACAAGUAAAGGGGAGAGAAGAAUAAGGGUUCAUACUCUUUGCCUCCCAGUUGCUACAACUCUGCCUGAUAUUCUUAAUGCUGCUGAUCAACAAUGCAUAGUAGGACUUCUGGCAAAAAUGGCUGUGGAUCGCUCUCAUCAGUCAUCUCUCUCAGAUGCCCGUGAUGCCUUUAUAAAUGUUGCAAUUGAUGUCUUAUCUGCCUACCGUGUUGUUCAGCCAUCAGGACCUUCAGGAGCAUUAUUAGCACCUCACAAUCUCAGGCUUCUCCCAUUGUAUAUUUUAGCAUUGCUGAAAUAUGUGGCAUUCCGCACAGGGCAAAGCACACGAUUAGAUGAUCGUUUGUAUGCAAUGUGCCAGAUGAAAACAUUGCCUCUGGCAUUCCUUAUCCAAACUAUUUAUCCAGAUUUAUAUCCUGUACAUUGUUUGGAAGAACAGUUGACUACUUUGGAGGAUGGAACACUAAUUCCACAACCACCUAGAUUACAUCUGACAGCCGAAAAGUUAGAUCAUAGAGGAGCUUUUCUUUUGGAUACUGGUGAUCAUAUGUUAAUGUAUGUGGGUCGCAGUGUCUCUCCAGAAUUCUGUACAGAUGUUUUAGGUGUUGCUGGUUUCAAUAGUAUACCGGAGGAAAUGUAUGAAUUGCCAGUGCUAGAAAGUGUGAAAUCAGAAAAUAUUAGGAAUUUCAUUAACCGUCUUCAGGCUGAAAGACCUCAUUGUGCUACUUUAGAAAUCAUAAGAGAUGACAGCCCUCGCCGUGUGAAAUUUACAGAAAGGUUAAUAGAAGAUAGAACUGAAUCAGCCUUAUCAUAUUAUGAAUUUCUACAACACCUUAAAGCAAAUGUGAAGUGAUGAGUGUUGUGAAUUUAUGAAAAAAUAGUUGUUAUGUUCACAUAUGGAUAGUUUGUAAAAAGUGAAGGGACUAUAGAUUUUAUUAUGAAUGAGCUUUUCAAUCAUAAGCUUCUCUUUUUAAAUAAUUAAACAAACAUUCAGUUGUGACACUGUACAGUCUUAGUCAUGUUAUUUCUGGAAUAUUUGUUGUAUAUAAUAUAUAAAUAUAUAUAUAUAUAAUAUCUACACAUAAAAUAUAAGGCCUAGUGCAGAAUGUUUGAUGAGUAUGGUCUUUUGAAUGCAUGGUUUAUUCUCCUUAACGUAAAGGGGUAAACAGUAAUUGAUCAAUAGCUAUAUGUAUUUACUGUUAUUUUUAUUUUGUUUUGUACACAUUUGUCUAUUUUGGAGUACAUUUUCUUCUGUGGUCCAUGUGUUGUACUUUAUUUAGCAUAGUGAUAAAUCAGGAAUUCAGGUAAUAGUAUUGAAUUCUAUUUUAUAAUGAAUGUAAUCAUUACUAGUAAGAUCACUCCAUCAUGCUGUUAAUGUAUUCGGCAACAUUGAUCACUGUUACAGAUCUUACAUCUCUUUUCAUUGAAUUGUAGCUAAAAGAAAUUGGUUUUAUGCUGUUAUAUUUUAAUACUUCACAGAUUUUGAAGUUCAGUAGUAUUACUGGAUGUAACAUGUUGCAAGAGAAUUUAUAUUUGACUGUUCAUGUGUAUUUCUUUGUUACUCUUGUUUUCUCAUGCUUCCUUCACCAAAAUCUUUGCGUUUAGGGGUUAGAUUGCUUAAUUUUAUUUAUUUAUUUAUUUAUUUUGUUGGCUAAUAAGUUUAUUUUUAUUAGUAUAAUGCUAAUUUGCCAAUAGUUUGAAGAUUGGGGAACUUCAAGGGAUUUUUGAUAACUUACUUUACUUCGGGAUUUAUGGGUUGUCUUGUGCAUAAAAUUUUAUUCUAGCCACUUAUUUUAUGUAUAUACCUAAGAAAGUCCCUUUCAAAGUACAUUUGGCCAUUUGUGAAUUACAACUAUUCACUGAUCUGCUUUUGUGACUGAAUCUAUUUGUGAUCUUUGUAAAUCACUAUAAUUGUAAAGUGUAUAAGGCAUAUGUAUUCUGCUGUUGCCAAAAAAGGGAUGAUAGAAAGGAAAUGAUGUACUGGAAUAAGUAAAAUCAAGUGCAUCUUGACGUAAUUAGUUGUACAUAUUGACUUUUUUCUUUUAGAUAUUUCUUGUAAAAGCUCUUGAUCUUAGUUUUUCAUUUGUAGUCUUUAUAAAAUUAAUUUUUGGAUAGGGAGUUUUAUAACACCCCUUGUUAUGCUGUUUCUACGGCAUCAAAUGUGUGUCUUUACUUCAGUAGAGAACGAUUUACUUAGUUGUGUGCUUGACGUAAUUCAGCUGUUCUGGUUUCAUCCAGUCAGGAGCUUAUAUGUUGCUACAGUGAUGUCACAUUGGGGACGUUCAAGCUCCUGUUUGGCUGAAACUGUGAUCAGCUGAUUUACGUCAAGUGCACUGUUAAAUAAGUAGUAUAAAAUAGAUUUGAAUGUAUAGUUUUAGAUUUGAAUUCAAUAUGUUAUCUCUAUCAAUACUCACUAUUAAUCUGGUAUAUGUGAUAUACAAUGCCUACAUAAAAUUUAAUUUUUGAUAUUUUAUGAUUCUGGGCUGCUAGAUUUUUUGUGUAACAGGAAUUCAUUAGGCAUUCUUGACAUGUAGAAAUAUGAAUCAUGAUGAAAAAGGGUAACAAAGAGAAAGAAAUUGAAAAAUCAUAGCAGAAAUCAAACCAUAGAUUUACUGAUUUUUUUCUAAGAUGUUUUUCUAUGAUUCUUCAAUAGCAGAAUUAAAUCCAGGAGAAAGCUAAGAUAGUUGUCUAUGAGACCUCAUGGCAAAAUAUAAAAGUUGUAUUUUUUGUCUAUGUAUGAGUUACAAAAUAUUUAUAUUACAUGCAUGCAAAAUUACUAAUAACUUGCCAUGUGUUUGUUAGGUGUGUGAUGUGUUGUAAUUUGACCACACUUAUAUGUGCCACUUUAUUGCAGUUCUUCAGUCACCCAACACAAAGAAUUUUUAAAAUUUCUAGUUUAGAGAAUAAAAAUACCAAUAGAUUGGAUAUGUGACGCCAUUUUGUUGAAGCCAUAUUUCUUUUUAAGAUAUUUUUAUACAGUUUUUUUAAAAAAAAAAUAUAUGUAUAUCUAUUAUUGGGUGCAUUUUGUAUAACAUGUCAGAAAGGUUACAUCAUUUUAGUCACCAUGUUGAAUUGUUUUUUCUUGUUUCAUGUAGAAUUAUUAACAGGUAGCAGAUGCAGUAAUGUGAAUUGUGAGUUUUGGUAAAUCUACAAAGAAUUAAAUAAUGAAGUGAAAGGGAGGCAAUAUUUUUUAUUACAAGUAAUUUUAUUUAAAAAACAAUUUUUUAAAAUAUUUGGAUAGCAUUAAUAAUCAGUAUUUUCAUUAGUUGUAAUUCCACAAUUUUACUCUUUGUGUUGCCAGAGUACAUCCAAUUUCAUUUACCUGAAAUGCUCAAUUGUGGAAAAGUUUCAGUGAAUACCCUUCUGAAUUCUUUCAUGAAGUUCAUGACAUAAGUUUUAAUUCUAUUUAAUGUGCAAGUAUGAUGGUUGUGAUCUUCAGUGCUACAUGAAAGUCAACUAUGUGAUUUAUUACUAUUAUAUGUCCUUACUGAGAAAUGGAUUAUUUAUCUUUGAUUUGAAUGUAUUGAUUGUAUAGUGGAUUUGGCCAAUUAUUGUAUGUUUUUCAUAAGCCUUGCUCAUUUUUUUUUAGUUAUUUUUUUUCUCUUGACAAGGCUUCUUAAGUGACUUGAUUUGUUGCUGUCUCUCUUUGGACAAUAUUCAUUUUAUUUUUGUGGUUUCUAGAAGAAAUAUGUUUUAUCUAGUAUAUUGCAAAUAUCCUGAAGACUUUGAUUUCCCUAUUUACACCAUAUGAAUGUACAGAAUGUUAUGGGUAUAAAAAUGUAAUAAAUCGUGUUUCCAACAUAUUUUGGGGAUCUUAAG